Molecule: messenger RNA, 1503 nt
Organism: Musca vetustissima
Lineage: Eukaryota; Metazoa; Arthropoda; Insecta; Diptera; Muscidae
Gene: dco
Product: discs overgrown protein kinase
Exons: 1
Coding region: 48-1370 (440 amino acids)
Biological process (GO): signal transduction; endocytosis; peptidyl-serine phosphorylation
Cellular component (GO): cytoplasm; nucleus
Molecular function (GO): protein serine/threonine kinase activity; ATP binding
Source: RefSeq, a predicted model, not a curated record
ACAAAUACCUAACCUACACACUCAAACUCACACACACAGACAACACAAUGGAGUUACGUGUUGGCAAUAAAUAUCGUCUUGGACGCAAAAUUGGUUCCGGUUCAUUUGGUGAUAUCUAUUUGGGCACAACAAUCAACACAGGCGAAGAAGUUGCCAUCAAAUUAGAAUGUAUACGCACCAAACAUCCACAGCUACACAUUGAAUCGAAAUUCUACAAAAUAAUGCGUGGCGGCAUCGGUAUACCGCGCAUUAUCUGGUGUGGCAGCGAGGGUGAUUACAAUGUCAUGGUCAUGGAACUGCUCGGCCCCUCACUCGAAGAUCUAUUCAAUUUCUGCAAUCGCCGUUUUACACUGAAGACCGUUCUACUGCUGGCCGAUCAAAUGAUAUCACGUAUCGAUUUUAUACACUCACGUGAUUUUAUACAUCGAGACAUCAAACCAGACAAUUUCCUCAUGGGCUUGGGAAAGAAGGGCAAUCUGGUGUAUAUAAUCGAUUUCGGUUUGGCGAAAAAGUUCCGGGAUUCCAGAUCGAUGAAACACAUACCGUAUCGGGAAAACAAAAAUCUGACGGGCACAGCACGUUAUGCCUCCAUCAACACACAUUUAGGUAUCGAACAGUCAAGGCGUGACGAUUUAGAGUCGCUGGGCUAUGUGCUGAUGUAUUUCAAUUUGGGCGCCCUACCGUGGCAGGGACUGAAGGCGGCCAACAAACGACAGAAAUACGAACGUAUUUCCGAAAAGAAACUCUCAACCACCAUAGUGUCCCUGUGUAAAGGCUUCCCUAGUGAGUUUAUCAACUAUUUGAACUACUGCCGGCAAUUGCAUUUCGAACAGCGUCCCGACUACUGUUAUCUACGCAAAAUGUUCCGCAAUCUGUUUCAUCGUUUGGGCUUCACGUACGACUAUGUGUUCGACUGGAACCUCUUGAAAUUCGGCGGUCCCAGAAAUCCACAGGCCUUGCAACAGGCCCAAGAUGGCAAUGGUCAAACAGCAGCCCAGGAGGGCAACGGUCCACAGACACAGCAGCAACAACAAACGGCUGCUCAGCAACAACAUCAACACAAUCAAAAUCAAAUCGCCAGUGCUGUGGCCACAGUGGGGGGUAGUGCCACCCAACAGCUGUUGAGCACCGGAGGCGCUGGCGGUCAAACACUGGUGAGCAGUAGCGGCGGUGGCAUAAUGGGUGCAGGCUCCCAAAUGCUGGUAGGUGGCGGUGGAAACGGUGGUCUCACAAUGGAUGAUUCAAUGGCAGCCACAAAUUCGUCGCGCCCUCCCUACGAUACACCUGAACGUCGUCCCUCGAUUCGCAUGCGCCCUGGCGGUGUUGUACAACCGGGUGGCGUGGUAGCCGAUAUACGAAAUGCAAAAUAAUAUCUUAUCUUUUAGAUUUCUAUCACAACAACAAAUCUAUCUAUAAUAUUUUAAUAUUAUAUGUCGUUUAUCUAUCCUCUAUACUUGCGCGUCUCUAAAUUUAGACACAACAACGUGGUGGCGGUGGCUCGGC